AUGCGACGCCUCGACUUUGCUUCCGGCUGCCAAAACACCCAAGCCGAGACCAAAGACGCCGGUGCCGCAGCGUCGACACGCAUCAGGCCGUCCAAGCCGUCCAAGCCGUCGAGAUCGUCAAUUGCAUCUGCUCCCGCAGGCACGCCCACGCCCGCCCCCUCUACCCGCAACACAGCGACGACGACUCGCCGGAUUGUCUCUGCCCCUUCCCCUUCCUCGCCAUCACCCCGCCAGACUCCGACGCCGAAGCCCCGAGUGGCCGCUACAGUGUCGCCUACAGUGGCGCCAAGAGGGGUCCCGACGCAGCCGCACCUGCCAUUGCUGUCACGCCACAGUGCCCGGCAAAUGCCCAGGCUCCCCACUCCUGGGCUGGCCGCUAACACCACCAAUUCCUCCACCACGCCGGCGCCAGCUGUUGCUGCUGUCAUCGCUGCUACUGCCGAUGCGUCCCGCGCGUCGUUGCGUUCGUCCUCUCAACACCACAAGCAACAUGUCAUUUCGCUAGCCGUGAAGACGCGCUCCCCUCCAGCGAGCCUUACUAAAAUGCCUCCCGGCGAAAGGCCCCGACAGCCCCAGCUGAGUGCUGCUGCGGCAAGAUCUAUUAACCGAACCCCCCUGACUCCCAAGAUUGCCGCCAAGAGACCUCCUGUGACCCCUCUGGCAAGACGGCCUCACUCCUCGACUCCGACGCUUGCCGGUUCUCAGAACCCGCGAGACGAUGUUUCUACUCCCGUAGCUGCCUUUCUGGCUCAUAAUAUUACCCCGCGCUCGGGUCCUAGGCAAAACCGCGUCGAUAGUGCUAAUUCCACCCCGAACGGUACCCCCAACCCCGAGAGAACGAGCGACAGUCUUGAAAACAAUAACAACAGCAGCAACAACGCCAGCAGGCUUGGCCUGGGCAUAUCUCCGCCUGCAAAUGACCUACAUAGACAGGCGGCAUCUCAGCUGGAUCUUCCCAGUGACUCCAACGACUCCAGCAAGUUCUUCUAUGCCAGCGACGCAAGAUCCAUCCAACAGGCAGGCUUGCAGAGACCGGGAUCGGUUUCUCAGAAGUCUGCCAACACCUUCUUCUAUGCCAAUGGGACAACGGCCGAUGGAGGCCGCAGCAUUAGCCCGCCCUCUAAUGCUACAUCAAUUUCUCUCGCGAGCCCAAAUCCUGAAUCUGCAGCAACUAAAUUUUUCUACGCCAACGGAACCCCUGACAUGCCCCCGAGGCCUGGUAAACUCCAGUCCACUUCGGAAUCCAUUGUAUCUUCGAACUCUCGAAUAGCUACCUCACGACCACCUACUAGCAAUCCCAAUGCUGCAUUUAGCGUUCCGCCGACUCAGCGACCAGCGUCACCAAUCAAGGCAGCAUCAACUCCUAUGACACAAACCUUGAGAAACAAUGUCGCCUCGCCACCAUCUCCGAAACGGACCUCCCUUGUAUCAUCCCCUCCGUCAUUACCGCAGCAAACAUCCUCCGCUUCUCGAAGAAGAGUAAGCAUAGACACUGCGCCGAAGGAGAUGGGCGGGCACAGGAGAACAGGAAGUGUUCCUGGUUUUGAGCCACGGACAGUUCCUCGGUUCAACUUGUCACCGAAUCCCUCUGAGACAGCUUCGGUGUCCCCACCGUUGAGCCCGGGCUUCUCGCAGCCUGCCAUGACAAUGGCCUCUAUUUUGCAGGUCGCCGAUGAGCUGCAAGACGACACCGAAUCAAUAGAGGGGGAUGCCCAAUCUGAUGUGCCCCCUCCGGUACCCCAGAGCCCUACGAAAUCUGCACAUUUUGGUGAUUCUGUCAGCGAACUAGUAGCCAAUGCACGCCGAGAACGCAAGGUCCAAGACCUAGAGAUUACCAACGCAUCGCUAGAGGCUAUCAACAGGACACUAGAGCGGCAGCUUCGCAAACAAACCGCCGAACUGCGGCGCUAUCGCCGUCUUUCUAGAUCAGGAGCCCUGUCAGCAGCAUCUAGCCGAGUGACUUCUCUCGCUCUAACCGAGCCACCUACAGAUAUGUCUGACGUGGAAGAAGAGGAUGAGACGGAGUUGGAAGAGGAUAUGGAUUCGGUUGACGACUCCGAUCUGUCGAGCAAUGAAACCAUGAGCACAGAAGACAUCAUGUUGUCAAGUUCGAAGCUGGAUGCUCGACGAAGACGGGAUGAGAGGCGGCUUCACCUAGACCUCACCAAACACCAAGAACUGCUCAUUGACAGCCAGAGGAUGAACCAAAGUCUAAAACGGUGCCUCGACUUUACCGAGGCUCUGAUUAAAGAGGGGCAAAAGGCGCUCCAAUAUAACGUGCGAGUGUCUGAUAUUCAGCUUGGCGGACGGGUGUUGGCACCAUCCGAUGACUAUGAGGAUGAGGUCUCAUACCAGGAAGAAGACACGAUACAGAGUGAUGGCCACGGCCUGGAACCGCCUUGGCCAAAAGCUGCUCAGGAUCGGGACAGCGGGAUAGAGUUGCCAACAGACGGGGGCUAA
This is a messenger RNA of Metarhizium acridum CQMa 102, 2460 nucleotides long. RefSeq lists its product as uncharacterized. NCBI's taxonomy places the organism in Eukaryota, Fungi, Ascomycota, Sordariomycetes, Hypocreales, Clavicipitaceae. The record is from RefSeq and is a predicted model, not a curated record.